Gadus chalcogrammus (walleye pollock) is the source of this 2229-nucleotide messenger RNA. It is a transcript of the gene rab10, whose product is annotated as RAB10, member RAS oncogene family. The record is from RefSeq and is a predicted model, not a curated record. The transcript is spliced from 6 exons. Gene Ontology annotation, cellular component: Golgi apparatus; insulin-responsive compartment; recycling endosome. Gene Ontology annotation, biological process: cellular response to insulin stimulus. Bases 551 to 1156 code for a protein of 201 amino acids. Gene Ontology annotation, molecular function: GTPase activity; GTP binding. NCBI's taxonomy places the organism in Eukaryota, Metazoa, Chordata, Actinopteri, Gadiformes, Gadidae.
GGUGGCUCUCAUUCGAAGGCGACGGCGGUCGUCUAUUUGGGCUUGUAAUCUUCAGCAAGACAAGUUAACGUGAAAGGCUCUUUACUUUGACACACUUUUAGCCUGGGAAUUUUUCUUAUUCGUUUCGGUCGAGGUUGCGACAAGGACUGGAAUGUCGGGGUGUGCCAAGAAUUUGAAUUAGCUUGCUAUUAGUUUGAAGAAAGAGGGAGUCGGGGUAGAGAGGCCAUUUUGUCCCGACUGUGUGGGAGAAAGAAAGAGUGGAAAAGAGGAAUCACUCGGGAAGAGAUACUUUUUUUUGCUUUCUGUUCUAAUACCGUAGGGGAAAGAGUCGGACAUCGGAAAUAAACGCCACUCUCUGGAUCCUGUUCUGACACAUUUGGGUGGUAUUUAGCCGACUAGCUCCCUUGGCUAAUCAACUCCUCUGAAUCGCACAGUCAAGUGACACGGAGCGAGCGCGCAGUGAGCUAGCUGAGGAGGAGCUGGCGCGAGACCCCGCAUCAACGUGUGACAUCGUUCCCCGUGUUUGAUCCGGUCAACACAUCGUCUACCGAUGGCGAAGAAGACGUACGACCUGCUGUUCAAGCUGCUGCUGAUCGGAGACUCGGGCGUGGGGAAGACGUGUGUGCUGUUCCGCUUCUCUGACGACGCCUUCAACACCACCUUCAUCUCCACCAUAGGUAUCGAUUUCAAGAUCAAAACCGUUGAAUUGCAAGGAAAAAAGAUCAAACUACAGAUAUGGGACACAGCCGGCCAGGAGCGGUUCCACACCAUCACCACCUCCUACUACAGAGGAGCCAUGGGCAUCAUGCUGGUCUACGACAUCACCAACGCCAAGAGCUUCGAAAACAUCAGCAAAUGGCUGCGCAAUAUCGAUGAGCACGCGAACGAGGACGUGGAGAGAAUGCUGCUAGGCAACAAGUGUGACAUGGAGGACAAGAGGGUGGUACCAAAGGCCAAGGGAGAGCAGAUCGCCCGGGAGCACGGCAUUAGGUUUUUCGAGACAAGUGCCAAGGCCAACAUCAACAUUGAGAAGGCUUUCCUGACGUUAGCAGAAGACAUCCUCAGAAAGACGCCUGUAAAAGAGCCCAACAGUGAAAAUGUGGACAUCAGCAGUGGGGGCGGAGUCACAGGCUGGAAGAGCAAGUGCUGCAGUUGAACAGCUCACCUGUCUCACUUGCACACAGCACGCACACGUCGCACGUACCCACUCACCCACCCAUCUACACACACUAACACACAUGCCUAUAUGUACAUCCCCUCUUUCUCUUUUUCUAACCGCUAUCUCUUCUAACUCUUCUCACUCGCGAACCUAUCUCUUGAGUUCUACACUCACACACACACUCACACACGCAUUCACACGCACCUACACACAAACACACCGCACACAAACACACACACACACACCCUCUCUCUGUGUCUCUGUCUCAAGAAAAAACGACGGUAAAUCCAUCUGUCCCUCGUCCCUUCCCAUUGUUUCACUCUCCACUGCUCUCGGAUCACUUUUAUUCUCAAUGAAAAGUCCUGUCAUGUCAUGUUUCUUGUCAUUUGUUUUUAAGGUUGCAAAAAAAGUACAAUAAUGAGUGUGUGAAAAGAUUAGCUCACAUUUUUAACCUUCCUUUGCCUGAGCUCCCAUGAAUGGACCCUUCCCCUCCCCCCUCUUGUUUCCUGAACACUCACUUUCAUCCAAAGGAAUACGAGAAAUAAAAUUAAAAAAAAAAAAUGAAAUUACACAAAAAAUUACAAAUGUAUUAUUAACAUUUUGUACACUAGUGGGGUUUCUGUUGUUUAACCGUAUUUGGUCAUAUUAAGAUUUGUUACCAAGUGACAGAGACGUGGCGAGCUCCUUUUUGUAUGUGGGGUUUAUUUUGUCCUGUGCCUUAUAUGGAUGACAGGGGCGGGGCUGUGUGGUGGGCGGAGCCACAUCCACCGAAUGAAAUUACGAUUUAAUCUGUUCUGGUUCCAUCCCUUCCUCGUGAAGCAGAACUGAGGCAGAAGCGUUUGAAUUUCUCCUCCAGCUAAGAGAACGUCAUGUGUCCUGUUUAUUUUUUUUAUUUUUUCUCUACAGCGUAUGUUUUCACUUCCCUUUUUGGGUUACUUCUGUUUCUUUGGUUUUUGUUUUCCUGCAUGCAGAUUUCUUUGGUUUGGAAGCCUUGCUGUAGAGUUUCUUUUUUUUUUAUUUUGCCACUUUGUUAUCUGUGGGCGGGAGGUCCAAAAAGUUCUCUUUGGAAA